AUGUUUAUACCAAAUCCAAUUCAUAUCCUAUGUUUCGGCAAUAGCUUAACACAGGGUUUUCCAAUCAAUCAUCCAUAUGCAAUUGCAUUACAGGACACCUUCCAAAGCUCCUCGCCCUACAUCUCGAUAAGUACCGAUGUGCAAGGAUUACCCGGAGAUCAAGUUGUUAGUCCUCCUGGACACUACUUACCAAGACUAGAUAUCUUGUAUGUUGACACAGUCUUUGAAUAUUUGAUGAAAGCCUGGGAUUACGCUCUUUCUCGAGGAACUCAGGUUUUAGCCUUGACAGUCCCGGAAUGUGGUGCAUGUAGUCCAGAGCUUGACCAACGAAGAGAUUAUCUAAAUGAUAUGAUUCGUGCUCAUCAAGCUGAGAAUUUCCAUGUAUUAGACCUUCAUGAUUCUAUACCAUAUUGGAGUAUGUCAGAAGAGGAACGCAAGCGAAUAUGGAUCGAUGGUGUACACUUUACGGAGGAGGGCUAUGAUCGGAUGGGAGCUUUGAUUGGGGGUGAACUUCACAGAUUGAUGUUUGGUAGGGAGUCAAAGAAUGAGCAAGGGCAAGGGCAAAAAUAUAUGAUGUUUCAGAAGAGGUAG
This is a messenger RNA of Sclerotinia borealis F-4128, 591 nucleotides long. The record is from the annotation of a GenBank genome assembly. NCBI's taxonomy places the organism in Eukaryota, Fungi, Ascomycota, Leotiomycetes, Helotiales, Sclerotiniaceae.